Messenger RNA from Saxophila tyrrhenica, 2310 nucleotides. RefSeq lists its product as uncharacterized. The transcript is spliced from 2 exons. The record is from RefSeq and is a predicted model, not a curated record. Lineage: Eukaryota; Fungi; Ascomycota; Dothideomycetes; Mycosphaerellales; Extremaceae. The coding region runs from base 1 to 2310 and encodes 769 amino acids.
AUGGCUGCACCAACGCCAGCGGGCAGCAUCUCGCUGCGAGGUGCACCGGAUGUAGAGGAUGCAAAGGCCGGGCACAGUUGUGCACUUCUCCUGAAAUUGGACCAGGAAGUUGUUCAAGAUUUGAGAAAGGCUUCUCGAGAGAAGGAAGGGCUUCGAUUCACAGCAGGGAGCACACCUAAACUCCGUAUCGGCAACAGAAGCAUUGAUCUGACCUUGUCCACUGAGGACUUUCGAAACGAACUAUAUGCUUCCACUGCAGCACAGUCCCGCGACUUCGAGUUCCUAUGCACGGUCAGCCAUCGAGCGGAAAUACAGAAACCCAAUCGAACCUUCGGAGGAACCGAUGCAGCUCUCGCCGAGUCGCAGUUGCUAAACAAGAUGGCUCUUGAAAAACAGCAGAAGCAGGCAAACCAGACCACCAUAACGAAAGCGUUUAUUGACCCGUCGAAGAACCGGGCUGAGGCUGCCAGGAAAGAGAAGUUCGGAAGAAAGAAUACUCCGUUGAGCUCACAGGGCGUCAGCCCUUCUUUGGGUACUAUUGGAACACCUCAAGCUGGUCAAGCACCGACUUCUGCACCAGCAAGUGAAGCUGAAGUGAGGUUGAAGGCAAUGAGAACACCCAUUGUUCACCUUCUUGCUAUUCAGCCCACGACAAUAGAAAGCAUCUUGAAUAAGACACACGUACCACAGACGGAUCUUGAAGAGAUAUUGCAUAAGUCUGGAAAGAAGGUAGAAGGAAAGUGGCAAUUGACAGACAGGGGAUAUAAAGAGUUGGACGUCUGGGACUUCAAUUACCCGUCGCAGCAGGACAGACAGUCAGCAGUCGACAACGCUGUGAGAGCAUAUGAUCGCAUGAGACUGGGAAAGGAAGACAAACUUUGGCAGAUGUUGUUGCCGGAAAAGGAGAGGGGAAAAGGGAGGGUCUUGUCACGACUUCACUUGGGCGGCGGUCCGGUGAACAGAGGACUCACUCCAAGCUACCAACCGAGUCCAGCACCACAUGUGGAUGCCGUGAACGACAGCAGAGUCACAAGUGCUGCAAACACUCCUCGUCUCGGAGCAACCACACCACGGCCAAGCAGUUCGAAGGGUGACGUGAUGAAGCGACUGCUUUCGAAGGAUCCAAAGCGAGCACAAGCGGCGGAGCAGGCGAAAGAGAAGAAGAGGAAGGAGCGGGAAGCGGCUGCAAGCGAUCGAGAAGGAAGGCCGGCGAAAAAGCAAGCAACGCAGGAGGCGGCCACGAAUGUGAAGUCUGCAGAGUUUGUCCGCAGCUCAGACGACGACAGUGGUGAAGAGGGCGAAAUCACAAGCCAGCCGAGAAUCACCAAAGACAGACCAACCACCAAGCGAGCAAAGCCACCUACUGCAACAAAAGACUCUUCACCUGACAGCAGCGACGUUGCAACGAAACCGAAGGUGGCAAAGAAGCCGACCACACACGGCAAUACCACCGCAGCGACGACCAAGAAAGUCGACUCACCAUCCGUGAAAGCUACGAAACCCGCUGCAGCUGGUAGAGCAACACCGCAGACCAACGGGAAUCUUUCUGCACCCAACACCCAGCACAAAAGCCAGCGCAGCCCACAGAAGCAGGACAGCAGACCGAACGUGCCCUCGCCAUUGGGUGCAGCUCGACCUCGCGUGGCCUCUGACGUCUCCGACAGAGGUGCAGUGGGCGUGCAGAAGGUGAAGCAGAGUGGUGCAGAUACUCCCAAGGGUCUUGGUAUAUCGAACGGGAACGGCAAGCAUCCUACGAAGACGACGAAACCUUCACAAAGCAGUCCGGAGAAGGCUGAGCCCGACAAGCCGAAGGCCAAGGAGCAGAAGAGCACCAUGAACGGCGCAGCAGUUAAGCCGGAUGUCACGAACGGCAUCGUCAAACAGCAUGAGGGCAGUGCCAAACGCAAAGCCGAAGACUCGCCCUCGCAAGGCCAACCCGGAGCUCCGGCAGCGAAACACCAGAAGAAAGACUCGGGCUCUUCCCAAUCCCAGAAGUCCAACGCAGACGGCAGUCCCGACAACAACGAAACCCCGCGUCCGUCUCCUGACGCCAUAUUCGAAGGAGACAAAGGCGACGUCGCCGAGAACCUCACGUACGCCCAUGGCGUGCAGCUUGCCGAGCGGUUCCUGUACGAGUUCUAUCCAAAGUACAGCAAGCUCUACGACAAGCUGUCCGCGGCAGAGGCCCAGGGCGAGACGGUCAGCAAAGAGGAUCGUGACCUGCUGCUGGCGAUGGAUGCGAGGCUCCGGCAGAUGAAGCGGGAGAUUGAGAUUGCGUCCACGAAGGAGGAGAAGAAGGAGGAGGAGUAG